Hermetia illucens (black soldier fly) is the source of this 1122-nucleotide messenger RNA. It is a transcript of the gene PCNA, whose product is annotated as proliferating cell nuclear antigen. NCBI's taxonomy places the organism in Eukaryota, Metazoa, Arthropoda, Insecta, Diptera, Stratiomyidae. Gene Ontology annotation, molecular function: DNA binding; DNA polymerase processivity factor activity. The transcript has 3 exons. The record is from RefSeq and is a predicted model, not a curated record. Gene Ontology annotation, cellular component: PCNA complex. The coding region runs from base 175 to 957 and encodes 260 amino acids. Gene Ontology annotation, biological process: regulation of DNA replication; leading strand elongation; translesion synthesis.
UUUUCUGACAGUUCGCGCGCCAAAACAUCCCGCGAACGAAGCCGGACGCGGUUCGAGCACAUCAUUCCGCGCCUUGUUCCUGUUCAGUGAGUUGAUUUCGGCUGUCGGCGCAAUAGUGCGUAGUAAUUAGUGAUAAAUAAUUUAUUUGUAGCAGAUAAAAGAAAAUUUUUGAAAAUGUUCGAAGCACGUUUGAACGCCGCCACAACUUUGAAGAAAGUCCUGGACGCUAUCAAGGAUCUCCUGAACGAGGCGACCUUCGAUUGCAGCGAUGCAGGAAUUCAGCUCCAGGCCAUGGACAACUCUCACGUCUCCCUCGUUUCGCUCACCCUCCGCUCCGAUGGUUUCGACAAAUUCCGCUGCGACCGCAACCUCUCGAUGGGCAUGAACCUCGGAAGCAUGUCAAAGAUCCUGAAAUGCGCCAACAACGAGGACACAGUGACCAUGAAGGCGCAGGACAACGCCGACACGGUCACUUUUAUGUUCGAGUCCCAGAACCACGAGAAAGUCUCCGACUACGAAAUGAAGCUCAUGAACCUAGACCAGGAGCACCUGGGCAUCCCCGAGACAGACUACUCUUGCGUCGUUCGCAUGCCAGCCAUGGAAUUCGCCCGCAUCUGCCGUGAUUUGUCCCAGUUCGGCGAGUCCGUGAUCAUCUGCUGCACAAAGGAGGGCGUCAAGUUCUCCGCAUCUGGAGACGUCGGCUCGGCUAACAUUAAGUUGGCGCAAACCUCGAGCGUGGACAAGGAGGAGGAAGCAGUCACAAUUGAGAUGCAGGAGCCAGUCUCCCUCACAUUCGCAUGCCGAUACCUGAACGCCUUCACCAAGGCCACGCCGCUCUCGAACCAAGUCCAGCUGUCCAUGUCGGCUGAUGUGCCGCUCGUGGUGGAGUACAGGAUCCCCGACUUGGGGCACAUUCGCUACUACUUGGCACCAAAGAUCGAGGAAGACGAGAGCUAGAGGGACCAUCGCAAAGGGGAGGGGAGGGGAUACUUGGCUAAUAUUAAUAAAUGUAAUAGAUUUACAGUUCACAAUCCUUUUUUAGUGAUUAAUUUUUACGCUAGACUACGUCAAUCCUGUUCAAUCGUUUCUGUUCGGAUUAAAGGAAAAAGUUUUCUACAAAAA